Molecule: messenger RNA, 1958 nt
Organism: Eriocheir sinensis (Chinese mitten crab)
Lineage: Eukaryota; Metazoa; Arthropoda; Malacostraca; Decapoda; Varunidae
Product: charged multivesicular body protein 6-A-like
Exons: 6
Coding region: 224-865 (213 amino acids)
Biological process (GO): late endosome to vacuole transport via multivesicular body sorting pathway; vesicle budding from membrane
Cellular component (GO): ESCRT III complex; multivesicular body
Source: RefSeq, a predicted model, not a curated record
CAAGACAAGGAUCAUCAUUCAUCAGCUGGGUUUAUUUACCUCGCCCAGCUGAUCUGACAAGAGGAAAAAGAUAAAGUAUUACGCCAUUAUAAAGCAGAGAGUGGGAAUAGUAAUUAGAGGAGGACCAAGAGGAGGACACACUAAGUCAUACAAAGCGAUACAGGUCAAAAGAAGGAGAAGAAGAAGGGAAGGAAAAGAAGAAGAAGGGUGUCCAUUCUCCAUCAUGGGUCAUAUUUUCUCCAAGAAGCAGCAGAGCAAGGUCACCGAGCAGGACAAGGCCGUGCUGCAACUCAAGACAACUCGUGACAAGAUUCGCCAGUACCAAAAGAGAUCAGAAGGGAAACUUGAGAAGGAUCGACAGUUGGCAAAGCAGCUGCUGCGAGAUGGAAAGAAAGAGCGAGCAAAACUUUUACUACGAAAAAAAAGAUUUAUUGAAGAACAACUUAAAAAGACUGAUGGAACGCUGGAAAAUAUUGAAAGGAUGAUUGAAGAUAUUGAGUUUGCUCAAAUUCAGAUGAAGGUGACUGACAGCCUCAAGGUCGGUAAUGAGUCAUUGAAGCAAAUUAAUGCAAUGCUUGAUAUUGAAGACAUUGAACGCAUCCUUGACGAAACAAAAGAAGCAGCUGAAAAACAAGAGGAGAUCAGUGCUCUGCUGAGUGGAGGAAUCCUGACGGAGGAGGAUGAGACAGCGGUGGAGGAGGAGCUGGAUGCCCUCAUUGCUGCAGCCGUCCAGAAGCAGCUGCCGGAUGCUCCCACGGCUGCUGAGAAUCCUGAAGUGGAGCUUCCUGAUGUGCCUGAAACUCUUCCAGAACCACAAAAGGAAAAGGAAAGCAAGAGAGAGAAGGUUGCCUUGGCUGCAUCCUAAUGGUUGAUCCAGAGACUGGCAGUUGACAUCCUUAAGAAGGUCCAUUCUGGUGUAGCUUGAGGUUAUACCUGCAUUGUGACAGAGCUGGAGUUGGUGUUGAAGGCAUUAUAAGUGUUUUGAAGUCAGUAAUGUGGUGUAAUUAAGUGAUGUUUCUAUAUUAUCUAAAAAUUCUGUUUGUGAUUGGGACUAAAAAACUUUUGUAUAACAAUAAUUGCAAUUUGUUGAUAUGCAUAAUAUGUAAAGAGUCUACUUAAUGGUUCUUUAAUACAGAGAUUGCAUUUCAAUUAUAGUUUCUUAAAAUGCAGCAAUGUUGUUGUUGAUGAAUGUGAAUAAUAAAUUACUGGUGUAUAAUUACCGGCCUCACUAAACUAAUUUAUAUUUGUACGUCAGUGUUAUUCAGCAAUGUGAACUCCACUUGAGGGUGAGGCAGGAGCUCAUUGAGGUGCCUCGUGACUGUGGGCUUAUUCGUGCAGUCUUCAUUCCAGCCAAGUCUGGCAGGAUAUGCCAUUAUAGUGUCUAUGUGUAUUUAAAACUGAUUUUACUUAAUUUGCCAUAUUGAGCAAUUAUGAAUGGGUAGAGUUGCUACAGUGUGCUAUAGAGAUCUCAGUGCUAGAAUAUGAUUUAUACAUAUAUGAAAACUCAAUAAGAAACAUUUUUUGGUAGCCAUUAAAAAAUAAGAAUCACCUGAAAGGUUUUGAACUAUUUUUAUACAAGUGAGAGUAUUUUCAAUGAUUGUAGAGUGUUAAGGGAUUUGAUCUAAGCAUUAUGUGUUGGAAUAUGCUUCUACACAGCUGUCUGUCUAGUCCUCUUUAAGCCGUUGUGUUGGGAAACAUGUGAAUGAUGAUCUAAGUGGUGCAUGGAUGUCUCGUCUUCAACAUUGUAGAGUAGCCUUCAGUCAACGUUUAGGAUCUUCAUCAGUCACAUCAGCAUACAGUUCCGUCAGCAAGAUUUUGUGUCAGCUCAUGGCCGGCGACUGAUGCAAUUUUAGUUAAGGAAGAUAUGAUUUCAGCCAUUGCCUUGACGUACAUGGUAAAAGUAUGUUAAGUUUGUUUGCAGUUUUUUUGAGGGGCAAAAUAAAAUGCUCUUAAAAUUU